AUCCAAAUAGUGCAAAUGUUUGUCGAUAUCAAUUAGUUGGCCAACGAAAUGAUUUGUCGCUUGUGCUUAAACGCAUUGGACGAGCAGAAUGCGGUGUUACUGUUCGCUGGCGCCGACAAAGAGGCCAACGAAAAUAAGACAAUACCGGAAAACUAUUUGGUCCAAUUGAUAUCGACGCAUUUAUAUCUCUGUCUCUCUCGCGACGAUGCCAUUUCCACAUCCAUUUGCACCGAUUGCUGUGUGCAAUUGGAGAGUUUUCACAAUUUCUGGAAGCUGGUGGAGCACAAACAGACAACGCUCUGCAGUCAGUUCCUGGAGAUUGAUUGCGAUGUCAACUGGUCGGAGGAGGGCGAUGUGGACCAACAACAACAACUGCAGCAACAACAACAACAACAGCAGCAGCAUCAUCAGUUAGCAGCCAUCAUUGACUUUAAGCAAGAGCCGGAGCCCGAGUUGGAUGCCGAUGAAACGCCUGCAGUCUACGAUGCAAUAGUUAAAGACGAAACCGAAUUUCAUGAAUCUUACCUUAAGGUCGAUCCCAAGGCAGCUGCGGCGGCGAACAAGUUCCCCUGCAUGUUUUGCGAAAAGUCUUUCAAAAUGCGGCGCUAUCUCGAAGAGCAUGUGGCCACACACACUGGCGAUCGCCCCAUUGCUUGCGCCUAUUGCAAUACAGCAUUUCGUUGUCGCUCCAACAUGUACACCCAUGUGAAGACCAAGCACAACACCCAGUGGCAAAAGGCGCGCGCCGAUCGCGAAUCCGCCAAGAUUAACAGUAAUAACAACGUGCAAAUCCAAAGAGGCGUCAAUGGUGACAGCGAUAAGUUUGCCUUGGAUGCCAUAACGUUGUCGACCAGCGAGCCGCAAACAAACGAACAACAGCAACAACAGGAUAUACUAAAUAAAGUAGUUGCAGCUCAGCCGCCUCUGCCAGCGGCGACGCCUCUAAAAAUCGAAGCAACUGCACCGCUGCCAUCACCACCACCGCUUAGCAUUGUCAAGUGUGAGCCAAUGGAGGCCAUCAAUUUGACGGUGGCCAAAGUGUGUCCGCCAACGAUCCCAGCUAAGCGAGUGACACGCUCCAGCCGCCGUAAAACGCAUUCGCCCAAAAAGGUGCAGCAUACGGAGCGCAGUGCCAGCGCCAGCGAGGAUAGCAGCAAUGACGCCGAUCUCGCUGAUCUGCACAAGAAGCGCUUGAAGACCGAGCUGCGGACGUGCAAGGAGAAUGAACUCAUUCUUGCCAACUAUAAUGCUGUCGCCGCUGUCGUUGCUGCCGCCGCUGCAAAUCAUCAUCAUAAUAAUCAACAACAGCAGCAGCGACUCUGCGCCACCAUCAUGCAACAGCAUCAGGAGCAGCUGCUCACCGCCAUGGCGGCGGUCAGCACAAGCGCCAGCACCAGCACCGGCACCAGCUCACUAGCAACCGCCGCAGCAGCAGCAGCUGCAGCCGUUGCGCUAAGCACCCAAAGCAGCACACCAACAAUAACCCCAGCGCCUGCUGCUGUUGCCUCUGCCUCUGCCUGCGUUUCCGUUCCGGCACCAGCAUUGCCCAACGCAGAGGAGCCGUACACGUGUAGCAUCUGUGGGCAGCAGCUGCGCAAUCAGCGCGCGCUCAACAAUCACCUGCACAACAAGCACAACACAAUGCCCGGAUCCAGUCCCAGUCACUCCCUGGCGUUGUCCAUCUGCCCCAAUUGUGGCGAGCUGCCGGGCCAGAAUCAUCGCUGCCACAGCAAAGCCAAAUACGCCUGCGACAUCUGCGGCAAGUCAUUCAAAAUGAAGCGCUAUUUGGAGGAACACUUUGCGACACACACAGGCGUCAAGCUGCACACGUGCGCCUUCUGCCCCACAGAGUUUCGCUCCAAGUCGAAUAUGUAUCAUCAUACGAAGCGCAAGCACAAACUUGAAUGGGAACGCUCCCGUGCCAGCCGUAAUGCGGCCAAAUCAGCUGCUCACGUGGAGCAACAGCAGCCGCCGAUGCAGUCACAGUCACAGCCUGAAGACUCAGCCACAAAUUCCUAGAUCAACUGGAAGGAUGCAGCGAAAUCCAGAAUGCGUUUUUUUGGGCUUGCUGUGCCGCCGUCGACGUCGCCGCCGCCGCCGCUGCUGCCGCCGCAGCCAUUAUAUGUAUAAUCAAUAGUUACUUUUUAGCGUGUCUAGCCGUACGUACUUAUAUGCAAUGCAUAAAAUGUGCAUUCUUAGCGUAUACCGGAACUGGAAGUGAAGGCAUGCUGCCGCACAGUCGACAUCCCAAUGCCAGUUUCCGAUGCUGUUGUAUAUAUACUUACCUUAUGCUAUACUCCUCCUUUUAUGCCUUACCUUACAACUAGACGUAAAGCACCGCUUAAUCUCCUCCACUCGCAAUUAAUUUCUGUCUUAUCUCACAUAUAUAUACAUAUAUAAAGAGACAUACAUUAUACAUUCAUCACCUGUGCAUCAUCUGUACAUCAUGCAAUCUGAAUUUCAUUUCAUUUUCUUUUAUAUUGUAUUGGCUUGUAAUUCUCAAUUACAUUUCUCGUCUGUAUACAAAUUGC
This is a messenger RNA of Drosophila grimshawi, 2531 nucleotides long. Its product is annotated as zinc finger protein 865. The transcript has 4 exons. The coding region runs from base 49 to 2019 and encodes 656 amino acids. The record is from RefSeq and is a predicted model, not a curated record. Gene Ontology annotation, molecular function: RNA polymerase II cis-regulatory region sequence-specific DNA binding; zinc ion binding; DNA-binding transcription activator activity, RNA polymerase II-specific. Gene Ontology annotation, cellular component: nucleus. NCBI's taxonomy places the organism in Eukaryota, Metazoa, Arthropoda, Insecta, Diptera, Drosophilidae. Gene Ontology annotation, biological process: regulation of transcription by RNA polymerase II.